AUGGGCGACGAUUGUUUUAUAUGCAGCAAAACGUUAAGUGAAGGAGAAGUGAUUACGGUGAAAAAAAAACGGAUUGAAACACUUAUAAAAGCCAGUGUGAUAAGGGGACAUAAGGAACAUGAGCGCAUGUUAACGUCUCUAUCGAGUAUAAGGGUACAUUCUUCGUGUCAAAGACAUUAUGGAGAUGAGAGAGCUGCUGCAGCUGUUGUACGGCGAAGUUUGUCGUCAGACUCUUCGUCGUCAUUGCCAUCAUUGACACCUUUACCCGUACCAGAAGAAGAGGAAUUCGAUUUCAAAAAUGCGUGCUUCAUUUGCACCGAAAAUAUCCCCGAAAACGUCCAAGAAACCAACCAACGCGUACGCCUCAAGCAACGAAUUCGAAUAAGUACGGUGAGGUCAUUUUCAGCGGUGAAAAAAUCUAUGUUGUCGAUCUUAAAGAGCCGAAAUGAUGAGGUGUCUCAGUCGGUUAAUGACCGCAUUGAAAAAAUCUCCAGAUUUGCUUUCGCUAAGUGA
Messenger RNA from Pieris macdunnoughi, 513 nucleotides. Lineage: Eukaryota; Metazoa; Arthropoda; Insecta; Lepidoptera; Pieridae. The record is from the annotation of a GenBank genome assembly.